Nematostella vectensis (starlet sea anemone) is the source of this 5100-nucleotide messenger RNA. Its product is annotated as ATP-binding cassette sub-family C member 10. Gene Ontology annotation, cellular component: membrane. The record is from RefSeq and is a predicted model, not a curated record. Gene Ontology annotation, biological process: transmembrane transport. NCBI's taxonomy places the organism in Eukaryota, Metazoa, Cnidaria, Anthozoa, Actiniaria, Edwardsiidae. Gene Ontology annotation, molecular function: ABC-type transporter activity; ATP hydrolysis activity; ATP binding. Bases 219 to 4922 code for a protein of 1567 amino acids. The transcript has 29 exons.
CGCAAUCAUUUUUUGGGCUGUCUGUGUACUGGCACAAAUAUGGCGGCUUUGUUGAAUGUUGUACGUUGUCCGGUCCCCGGAUAAGAAAGAUGUUUUUAUGUAUGAACCGCUCGUAUGACUCGGCGCCAAGAGAAUAACUCUACUGCCACCAAUGCUGAAUUGAGGUCUUCGCGUUUUGUAAAGAUACUGUUUGAUUGAAGUUCUUGGUGCACGAUAAAAUGCAAUCAUUCAGCGAAUUUUGCGGGGAAAAGAAUACAACUUUUGUGGUGUGGAAUACUACUGGAAAAGACUUUGGCCAAUGUUUUGAAAACUUAGCACUAGUUAGCCCGCUGAAUAGUCUCCUCCUUUGCACAAGUAUUUAUUUUAUUAUAAGGACACCUCGAGUCUCGCUGAUCACUCAUCUUCCAUUGUUGGCCAAACUCAGUUUGCCUUUGUCGUGUCUGAUUUCGCUCGAAGCAUUAAUCGAAUGUAUUUGCACCGCACUUCUAGAUAGUUACCAUCCUCCCGCUUUGCUACUGGCCGAUGGACUUAUUUGCAUUGCCUGGACCGUCAAUACCAUUGCCAUCUGGAAACUACAAAAUUUUUUCUUACCUGGGCAUCGCUUACCCCUUCCACAAGAUUUGGCAACGGUCGUCGCAUUUGUGGCAUCACUGUUCCAAGUUUAUUCUGUUUCUUUGUCCUUACAUCAUGAACAGUCAUUCAAUGACAAAAACUUGAGUGCAAAAGAUUAUGGCGUCAUCAUUAGGUCCUUAUUGCAGUUGGUCUAUUUGGUGUUACGAGUUCCCUGCAGAUCUUUACAGUUCACUAAUGCAAAUAAUAAGUACACAUCUUUUGGUCAAAUCCAAGGUGAUGCACAAUCAAGUGAGCGACAAUCAUUACUAAGAUCUAUAUCUAAUCAAACAUUUUAUAGCAGUACUCAGUGUGUUUCGGAUGACCUUGGGAUAGCCGAAGAUGGUGCUAAUUGCAUUUCUAAACUAUCAUUCUGGUGGGUGCGUGGGUUGAUGAAUAAGGGUGCCAAAGGUCACCUGCAAAAUGCAGAGGAUUUAUUCCUCUUGCCAAAGAGCUUACAGACUGUUCACUUGAGGCAAAAGUUUCUAAAGGAAUUUUACUGCUCUAAAUCGCCAGCUCCUGAGGCCCAAAGCAAACGAAGGACAACAAGUAGUGAAACAUCUGGGUUUAGUGACAGUGGGGAAAUUGAUGUUGGAUUCAGUGGCAAUGAUGAAGUCUUUGAGCAAGGAACAAUAGUAAAAAGAACUCUGUUGGGGGGUCUUCACUAUGCAUUUGGUCUACAGUAUUUUUCUCUUGGGAUUCUCAAGCUGUUUUGUGACUGCCUUGGGUUUUCUGGGCCUCUGUUACUGCAUGCUCUUGUCUCCUUCAUGGAAAAUAAAACGGAGCCUGUUAUUCACGGAUACUACUACGCUAUGGGUGUACUUGUUUCUGCCUUGCUGACAGCUCUCACCAACUGUCAUUUUACUUAUUGGGUGCAUAAAAUCAGCUACAAAAUCAGAGCAGCCAUCAUAACGACAGUCUACCACAAGACCCUGGCUGUCAGCACCACUUCACUUGGCAAGUUUUCAUCUGGAGAGGUGCUAAACUUCAUGAGCACAGAUACCGACCGGGUUGUUAACUUUGCUAAUAGCUUCCAUCAAUUCUGGAGUCUGCCAUUUCAAAUUGCAGUUUCGCUUUACUUACUUUACCAGCAGGUUGGCUUGGCAUUCCUAGCAGGACUGGGAUUUGCUCUUCUUCUUAUUCCCUUGAAUCGAUGGCUAGCCAUCAAGAUUCAGAAGUAUAGCACAGAGAUGAUGACUCAAAAGGACAGCAGAGUUAAGAUAAUGAAUGAGAUUCUAUAUGGCAUACGGGUCAUCAAGUUCUACGCAUGGGAAAAUAAUUUCAAGAAUAAAGUCAACACAUUCAGGAAUGCAGAGUUGAAGAGCUUAAAGGGGCGCAAGUAUCUAGAUGCGUGGUGUGUUUACUUCUGGGCAACAACCCCUAUAAUCAUCUCAAUCCUUACCUUCACGACAUACGUUCUGAUGGGAAACCAGCUCACAGCUGCAAAGGUUUUCACCAGUGUGGCGCUAUUUCAAAUGCUCAUCACUCCUCUGAAUGCCUUUCCCUGGGUCAUUAAUGGCAUGAUGGAGGCCUGGGUCUCAGUCAAGCGCCUCCAGGCUUUUCUCACUUUGGAAGAGCUAGACCCUGAUAACUAUUAUAUUGAUAUGUCAGCCCAAAGUAAUGCAACUGGUGAUGCUGUCCAGAUUGUUGAUGGGCACUUUAGCUGGCGUUACAAGCCACCGCAACAGGAGGCUAAAGAAACAAAAGAUGUUGAAAACUUACCAGAGAUUGAGACCGAAGUAAAGUCAACAGUAGGAUUGCUGAGUGGCCUUAACCUCUCAAUUCGUAAGGGUCAGUUGAUUGGAGUGAUAGGUGGAGUGGGUUCUGGUAAGAGCUCCUUGCUGUCUGCCUUGACGGCGGAAAUGGACAAACUAACUGGCCAGGUAUUCGUGGCUGGACUGGAUGGUGGAUUUGGACUUGUUGCUCAGGAGCCCUGGAUUCAACAUGCUACUGUGAAGGAGAAUAUUCUAUUUGGCAAACCCUAUGACGUGGACAAGUACAGUGACGUCAUCAACGCAUGCGCACUGAGAGAGGAUUUGAAAAGCCUUCCCGCAGGGGAUGACACUGAGAUCGGAGAAAACGGAGUCAACCUGAGCGGAGGACAGAAAGCACGAGUGGGCCUUGCACGAGCAGUAUAUCAGGAUAAGAGUAUUUAUCUAUUGGAUGACCCGCUGGCCGCCGUAGACGCACACGUGGCGGCUCACCUCUACAAGCAUUGCAUCACAGGACUCCUACGUCAUAAGACCGUCAUUCUUUGCACGCAUCACACCAAGUUUCUUUCCGGCGCCGAUCACGUGAUCGUGAUGAGCAACGGCACCGUCAUGCACAGCGGGCCGCCUAGCGAGAUCCUCAGCAGCGAGCGAAUCUUGAGGCAAAUAUCGCGUGACGUAUCACGUGAGCGUUCGCUGGACGGAAAGGAGGGAGGGGAGGAUGGGGAAGAAAAUGCUGAUGAGCCAACUGGUGAUGGGAGGCUGGUGGAAGAGGAGGCGAAGGAUGUGGGCGCUGUCAGGCUGCACGUGUAUGGUUCAUACUGGCGUGCCAUUGGUCAUUGCUUAGCAACCAGUAUACUGCUAUCCCUCCUUUUAAUGCAAGGAUCACGCACCAUCGGUGAUUGGUGGCUCGCAUACUGGAUAUCCCACUCCAAAAUCGAUCACACAGAUAACGCUACGACUAUCACGCAUCACGCUCAUGAGAGCACGCAUCCCGAGGCCCUCUACGCUGCGCCGUUGCUAAGGGGCGUAAACAUCAAGAAGAAUACUCUCAAUUUCUAUCUUGUUGUGUAUGCAGGGAUCGCUGUGGCGAACACGGUGUUUACUCUGUUCCGCGCAUUCCUGUUUGCUUAUGGUGGUAUCAAGGCUGCAAAGACCAUACAUCAGCGACUUCUCAGCAGCAUCUUGGCUGCACCCAUUUCCUUUUUCGACAUUACGCCGAUUGGAAGAAUUAUCAAUAGAUUCUCCUCUGACGUGUACUCCAUUGAUGACAGCCUGCCCUUCAUGCUCAACAUUUUCCUGGCCCAGGCGUACUUUGUAGUAGCUUCUAUGGUGAUCACGUGUUAUGGGCUUCCCUGGAUGGCGCUGUUGGUGGCGCCUCUCAUGAUCAUCUACUAUUAUCUACAGGGUUACUAUAGGAAGACCUCCAGAGAGUUAAAGCGUAUUAUUACCGUCACCGAGUCUCCCAUAUACGCGCACUUCUCCGAGACCCUAACAGGGCUAAGUACCAUUCGUGCUCUGCGCCACACCCAAAGAUUUCGCACUGAGAAUGAAGAGCGCUUGGAGGUGAACCAACGAGCUAAUUACUGUGAGAUGGUGGUGUAUGUGUGGCUGGUGCUGCGUCUACAGGGCAUUGGUGUCGCCAUCAACGCGGGCGUGGCAUUCCUUGCUGUGCUCGAACAUCAUUUCCACACAGUUGAUCCAGGGCUUGUUGGGCUGGCCAUGUCUUAUGCUCUGUCAGUCACCCAGAGUAUUGCCGACAUGGUAAACUCUUUCGCUGAGACAGAGAAACAAAUGGUCAGCGUCGAACGUGCCGAGCAGUACAUUACCAGGAUACCUGUGGAAAAGCCUGGUGGUUCGAAGUUAUCUUCGUCAUGGCCCACCCAUGGACGUAUUCGCUUCCAUAACAUAGUUCUUGUCUAUAGACCUGGGCUCCCCCCGGCAUUGCGUAACGUGUCUUUAGAAAUCCACGCUGGAGAAAAGGUUGGUAUUGUGGGCCGGACUGGAUCUGGUAAGUCAAGUCUCUUCCUGGUCUUGUUCCGCAUGGUGGAGGUGGCUGAGGGUGCGGUCAUACUGGAUGGGGUUAAUAUCGCGUCGCUUCCGCUGGACAAGCUGAGGUCUCGACUAGCCAUCAUUCCACAAGAUCCGUUUCUUUUCAGUGGAUCCGUACGCGACAACAUCGACCCGUGGGGAAAGUGUUCGGACAGAGACCUAUGGAUGACACUUGAGCGAUGCCAUCUCCAGCAACCAGUCAGCGAUCUAGGUGGCCUUGAUGCUGAAGUUGGUGAGCGCGGGCGUAAUUUCUCCGCUGGUCAGCGCCAGCUAGUGUGUCUCGCAAGAGCUAUGCUAACUCGUGCAAAGAUUCUCUGUAUUGACGAGGCGACCGCUAGCGUGGACAUGGAGACAGACCGGUUUAUCCAGCGGACCAUACGGGAGGCAUUCAGGACGAGCACAGUGCUAACAAUAGCACACAGAAUCGACACAGUUAUGGACAGCGACCGUGUGCUGGUGAUGAACAAAGGGACUGUUACCGAGUUUGAAAAGCCCGACACGCUAAUGGCCAAUCAGAACUCACUGUUUUACAGUCUUGUCCACAGUAGCUGAGAUACUUGUACAGGGUAAGAUACCUAGAGAUACUUUGCUAGUUCCCCGGAUAAUGUUGUUCUUAUACCUAAUUUACAAGUUUUUGUAAUAAUGAAUGUUAAUCUUAAGAGAUGUAAAGGCACUAGCUAUCGGGUUUGUUUCAAAGGUCACAUCUUAUUAAAGAGUACAAUUCAUCCUA